AUGCUUGGAAGGAUCGUACAUUAUGGCGUAGAUGCAGUCGUACUAUCUGCACUAUUGGCAGGCGUCAAAAGAUCAGCCGGGUUAACAAUCGAUACCGAGAGAUUUCCAGAUCCAACAAGUAGGAGUGUAGCAGAGAAAUACCUAGGCGUGGGAGAAUUCAUCUUUGAUUCAACGGUUGCUGCUGCACAUGCAUCAAAGUACUUUAUCCGAAGUAACCCAACAUCGACUGCACCACUACCAUCAGGAAUCGAUAAGUUCGAACAACCAAAGCCUGCAUCGAACUCGUGGUGGAAGUGA
Messenger RNA from Meira miltonrushii, 297 nucleotides. RefSeq names its product DUF1748-domain-containing protein. NCBI's taxonomy places the organism in Eukaryota, Fungi, Basidiomycota, Exobasidiomycetes, Exobasidiales, Brachybasidiaceae. The record is from RefSeq and is a predicted model, not a curated record. The transcript has 2 exons. The coding region runs from base 1 to 297 and encodes 98 amino acids. Gene Ontology annotation, cellular component: cytoplasm.